CCACAAAGUUUCAAGCUUUCGUUAUCGACUGACGACCAUCUCUAUUAAAAGUAGCCAUAACCUUGUUUAUUUUGUAUUGUUUCUCUGAUAAAAGCAAGAAUCCUACAAAAGGAUGACCAACAACAAUGCGGCGGCGGAGACAGCCGGCUCCAGUCGGGCAAGCGGGAGCAAACAGCAGCCAAAGCUGGAAAUUACCGAGAAAGUGCGAGUCCUGUGCCUACACGGUUACCGCCAGAAUGGAGAAGCCUUCAAAAACAAGCUGGGAUCCUUCCGAAAGUUUGCCAACAAGUAUGCGGAGUUCGUGUUCAUCACAGCGCCGCACGUGGCCAAAGCACUGGAGUCGGCGGCGGAGCCUGUGCCGGAGCAUGGGAGUUGGUGGGCCAACAAGGACGAUGGAUCCUUCAAGGGAACUAACAAAGGUGGUCCCGCCUUCGGCUUUCAGGAGAGCCUGCGCUGCGUGGAGGAGGCGUGGCGGACGCAGGGUCCCUUUCAGGGACUUCUGGGCUUCUCACAGGGCGCCUGUUUCGUGGGCCUUAUAUGCGGUUUGGCCAAAAAGAAGUUGACCUCUAUUCGGCCGGAGUUUGCUGUGCUAGCCUCGGGCUUCUUGUCUGGCAGUCUGGUACACAUGAGCGCCUACGAAGAGGCCAUCAGCAUACCUACGCUUCACAUUUACGGACAGACGGAUGAGAUAAUUCCCAAGGAGAUGAGCGAGUCCCUGGCUGCGCACUUCAAGAACGCGGAAGUGCUGGAGCACAGCGGUGGACACUACUUCCCGGCCACGGCGCUGCAAAAGCAAACAUUUAUCAAUUUCUUCCAGGAUCGGCUGCAGGAGUACCUGGAGCACCAGGAAUUGCAACAAAGCGGAAAUGCCUCCUUUGUGGACAGUGGAGCGGAGGACGACAACGAUGCCGAGGUGGCUGCCAUGACGGCUGACCUGGACGAGAGUGAUUAGCAGAGGGACGGGGGUUUUUUCGUUCGUUUUUAAUAAUAAUUAAAUCUUAUUAUUACAAAAAUAAUGAUUUGAUUAUAAAUUAUAAUAUAAUUAGAUCCCAAUAUUAGUUAAAUAUUCACUCUGC
This is a messenger RNA of Drosophila erecta, 1076 nucleotides long. Its product is annotated as esterase CG5412. The record is from RefSeq and is a predicted model, not a curated record. Gene Ontology annotation, cellular component: nucleus; cytoplasm. Bases 113 to 952 code for a protein of 279 amino acids. Gene Ontology annotation, biological process: response to retinoic acid. The transcript has 2 exons. NCBI's taxonomy places the organism in Eukaryota, Metazoa, Arthropoda, Insecta, Diptera, Drosophilidae.